This is a messenger RNA of Odobenus rosmarus divergens (Pacific walrus), 645 nucleotides long. RefSeq lists its product as uncharacterized. Gene Ontology annotation, molecular function: protein binding. The record is from RefSeq and is a predicted model, not a curated record. The transcript has 7 exons. Lineage: Eukaryota; Metazoa; Chordata; Mammalia; Carnivora; Odobenidae. The coding region runs from base 256 to 645 and encodes 129 amino acids.
GCCCGCGGUUCCCGGGCUGCGCCUCCGCGCCUCGUCCAUGGCUGAGGGCCGGCGGCGGGAGGACGAGGAGGAAGAGCUGCGCGAGCGCCGCGAGUUCGGGGGCCCGCGCCGCGCCCGGGGCCGUGCGCUGUCGGGCCACUCCGCCGCAGAUCGCAACGAACGAAAUAAACCAGAGCAUCGUUCUUCAAGCCAAGGACCCUUGUCAUCCAUUAGAGCGGUUAUCAAGAGAUCACUCAUGAAUAGUGCACAGCAAAAAUGCCCCGUGGAAGAGCUUCUCGGACUUCUUUUCAGAGCGAGCAUCAUCGAGAUAGGAGGCGCCCGGAGAUCACCAUCGUGGCAGCUGAGCCCCUGAGGCCGGCCUCGUGGUUUCCAGGAGCCCCGCCCCCGGGACUGGGAUUUCCCCCUUCUUCGGCAGCAGGCCCUUGGAGGCCCAGUGAGCUGGUUCCUGCUGAGCUCCCACCAUCUUAUGAACAAGUCAUAAAAGAAAUCAACCAAGUUCAAGUUAAUACUACGAAUAAUAAUAAUGCUGCUGCCACUCCAAGGCACACAAUUACGUCUGCAACUCAGACUGACUUUACAGAAGAAAUAGACAACCAUCUGCCUCAGAGUAGUGCAAGUAAUUUGUCCUCCCUAAUUCUGACCUAG